GGCAUUGAUAUUCUGUUUAGAAAAAUAAUUUAUUGUUAAAACAAAGCCUUUGUGCACGUUUUACUCUCGAAGUGUUGGCAUUUGUUACUUAAAAGUAAACAAAGUCAACCCUAACCUCUCCUCUAUCUUAGACAUUAAAUUCUAGUACGUUCUAAAUUAUCGUGAUGAUAGUAUGGGCAUUGUUUUAACUGGAAUUCGUCACACCAUCAAUAAUGUGGGUUUUCGGCUAUGGCUCGCUUGUGUGGAAGGUUGAUUUUCCUUAUGUGAAACGUGUUACAGGUUAUAUUGAAGGUUAUGUUCGUCGAUUUUGGCAAUACAGCGUCGAUCACAGGGGUGUUCCAACCAAGCCGGGACGUGUCGUAACCCUGAUCAAAAGUGAAGAACCAGAUGCGCGGGUUUGGGGAGUCGCCUACGAGAUCUCGGAGGAGGACAGAGGCGCCGUCAUGAGACACCUGGACAUCCGCGAAAAGAACGGUUACGAGAAGCUGGACGUGUUGUUCCACCCCUCGCAGGGGAACCCCUUCCCGGUAGUGCUGUACGUCGGCACGGAGCAGAACGAGUGGUUCGCGGGGCCGAGCCCCGUGGAGGACAUUGCGCGCACCGUGGUGUCGGCGGCGGGCCCCAGCGGACCCAACAAGGACUACGUGUACCGGCUGGCGUCGGCCAUGCGGCUGAUCGCGCCCUCGGAGGACGACCCGCACUUGUUUGCGGUCGAAGAGGCGGUACGACGACUGGACGUCGACGCCCCGUCGUAGCUGCCGCUCCUCAGUACCUGCGUUUCCAAACAUGACUCUUUUUCCUGGAGUAGGAGAUAAAUUAUUUAUAGCGAGCGUUGUUAAUGCUUAAAUUACGCUUCAGCCAAGACCUCACUGAUAUAAUUGUUAGCGUGCCGAUGCUAGAGAGAAAUUUAAGUUGCAGUACACACAUUUUGCCGGGCAAGUAUUUUUGCCUUGGGGGUGUUUGAAGCUUCGAAAAAAGUGUCGGUCAAAUCAAAGUGUUUAUAUUGAAGGCCAAAGCAGAGAAGAUGGAUCAGUUUAAAAUAAUUUUUAUUUUAAUUAGGUUUCAUUGUGAACAAUUAUGUACAUUUAGUUGGCAAAUGAAACUGAUUUAACAUUAAAAAAAAUUCAGGGAGAUGGCAAAAUGGUGUAAAUCAUUGCAUAAGAACAAGACUAUAGUAGCUGUUGUGUAUAGUAGUAGCCAACAUGUUACACUAUCCUAAAUAAUUGCAUAAAAAAUCAUUUCUGAUAAAUAUUAUUUUCCAGUCCACGACAUUAAGAUAAUAGUACUUCGAAUAGUUUUCAGAUCCUUCAUAAAUUAUUAAUGUAACAUGCCAAACAAAAUUAUGAUUUAAGUAUUUUCAACCUGCUGACAAUAUAUUGGUCUGUGCAUUAACCCCGAUUUCUGCACAGAAAAAAAAAAAAUACCCACCACACACACCGCAAAAUUUUCAGGAAAAAAUGACUUAAAUAUCAUGUUAGUUCACUGUGGGCUGAUGUUACUACCUACUACCACCAGAUAUUUGGUUUAACGAACUAGUGUCAUUUCAUAAUGGCUACUUGAUCCUGUUGCUAGUUUUUACCGUGGAUAGAGACCUGAUAAAUUCAUGAUUGUGAUAAACUUGAGGGGGAGGGAAGACAAUUUUUGAUGCUUUGAAGUUGAAAUCCAAUUUUCAUAUAAUUUUUUUAAAUCCUUAAACUCCUUAAAAAACUAGGCUCUCAUUUUACCUUUUCACAUCUUUUCCGGCAAAUGCAUCUCAAAAAAGUAAGACCUUAAAGAAAGAAAAAAAUGCAUAACCUAAAAUGUUUUGCAAAUUUAAUUAUAAACAAAAAAUCUCUCUGCUCUCUAUUUUAGUAUUUGUUACCAUUUUAUUGACAAACCUCCAUAUGCCAUGAUGUAUGGCCGUUUUGUACUACUUCUGCUCUAAAUCCAAGUCCUUCCAACGCUGUCAGCUAUGGGAAGAGUUAGUUGAAAAUCUACAUGCUCUGCCUCUAAACUGUGUCAUGCCAUUUUACACUGCCUCCUAAACUGGCAGGGGUGUGAAAGAUGACACAUGAUAACACUGGAAUGCACGGGGAAGUGAGAGAAGAGACUGUGAUAAUGGAGUUUGUUGCAGUUUCCCCUCAAUAUUCCUUACUUUUGGUAUUUAUGGGCUCAAUUUCAGAAUCUUUUUUUUUUUUUCCAGUAGUGGUAACGCUCAAUUAUUUUUGUGACGUUUGUAAACAAAACCACACUUUCACGAAAAAAAUAAUCUCCCUUUUUCAGGUGUCUAACUAUGGCUAAUUCUUUAAGGCAAAAAUAUAAACUUUACUAAUUACACUAUUUGAUACACAGUGCUUAAUGAAGACAAAAAUUAACAAAACAAAUUAUAGUCUAAAAAUUUUUGAAACUAAGAUGGCAUUUUGGUUCUUAUUUCUCCCCAAAUUCAUUGUAAGCUAUGACAUACAUUUUUUGUGCGUUAUUACAUUGCGAUACAUUGGUCACAUUGAAAGAAUGCAUUUGUUUACCUCUCCUGUAUAAUAAAACUAUCACUAUGUGAAUUAACAGAAACGUACGAAAAAUAACAGAAACUGAAGAUUUGAAAAGUCUUGUUUCAGUUCUUUUAAAGGAACCGAAACUGGAACCGCACAGACGUAUUUUUCUAGUGGUACGCCCAUUUCCCACACAAACUCAUUCCUUCAAUGUUCCGUUCUCAUCUUGUCAUUUCUACUCUUAUGACCCAGAUGUCAAGACCAGACCUUAAGGCUAAAUCUCACAGACCAUGAAGAUAUGUAUUCAUUUUCUCGUCAUUGCCAUUAUUUAUGGUAUCUUUCUGAAAUUCAACAUUAUGCCUCCUUGCAUUUGUUUUUCAGUCUCAAAUAUUUUCAACAGAUAUUCAGUGUGUGUUGUAUAAUGGGUGUAAAAAGUUGCACAAGUCUUCACACUCAAUUGAAACUACGUAUUUUUUUACACCCAUUGUAUUACACUUAGUAAAUACAUGUUGAAAAUAUUUGUGACAGAAUAAAAAAUGCAAGAGGGGUAUCAUUUUCAAAUUUCAGACAUAGCCUUUGUAUAAUAGUAAUGUUGAAAAAAUGAAAAAUGAUCAAAAUGGCAUGUGAGCGCACUCACUCAUUCGUUCCACUCAUACAUAUGCACUAUGGUAACAUUUCUUUUGUGCAAGUGCAGCCUGAAAUUACAAUAGUAAAGUUUUAAUGGAUUGAAUUUUUAAUAGUGAGAAACUUGUGACAUGAAAUAAUCAAAUAAUAUUAUAGCAGGGGAUGGAGUUAUGCUAACUAAUUUGCACAAUAAACAGGUAUUUUGUUUGUUCAUAUCUAAUUUAUAAUCCUGUUUUUCAUUUUGCAUAGGCAUUUCAAGUAUUUUGUGAUUAAAUAUUAAUUAAUCAUUAUUCAUUUUGGUUUAAAAAGAGAGAGACAGUAUCCCAUUGCUGACUUGAAGUGAUAUUCUUUGUGUAUCUAAGAAAUGUGCAGCUGAAAAACCCCUUACAUAGGCGAAUGACUGCGCAGCAAUAGCCCACAAGGUUUGCUGGGUGCUUUUCAGCCGGCCAAUCGGGACUAACCAGGAUGUGGUGCGACGUGAAUUUCCAGACUUGCAGAGAAUAAUUUUCAGCAACACACAUCAACCAAAUGUGGUUAUACAUCUGGUUCUGUUUUGUGAUUGGCCAGGGUAACCACAGGGUUGCCUCCCUUUUGUUUCUAACUUUGUAAAGGAAGGUAACUGCGUGGUACAGGCCAGUUGCCACUCGAUUGCCAUCGCGUGCAAUUGUGUCGUCGGCAGCUCAUGAACAUAUCAUGACAAGUACGUGAAGUGACAAUGUGAUGCCUGCUGGUCAGAGCCAGGCAGGGUUUAAAUUUUUUUUCUUUGAAGUGACGUCUAAUAAAUCGAUGAGCCGGCUGCACGCAUGAAAGUGUCCCGUUAUGCUUAUUGUACGCUUGCACCGCAUCUAUCUCUCUUCCACUUGAUUGGAACAACCAUUGAUUUGACUUUUUCGAGGCACAUUAAACUUGAAACACUCCCAUUCGUUUCCUACUUUUCCUAUCAUAGUCCUAUCCUUAACAGAAUAACACAGAUUGGAAGAAGAUAAACAGCAAAAAUGUAUAAAAGUUAUAGUUAAAAUAAUCUCUUCGUUAAAGUAAUAAACAUAUUUGAAUUAAUGAGUGCAAAUAAAAGUAAAUUUCUCAAUUAAAUUGU
Molecule: messenger RNA, 4185 nt
Organism: Bacillus rossius redtenbacheri
Lineage: Eukaryota; Metazoa; Arthropoda; Insecta; Phasmatodea; Bacillidae
Product: putative glutathione-specific gamma-glutamylcyclotransferase 2
Exons: 3
Coding region: 213-755 (180 amino acids)
Biological process (GO): glutathione catabolic process
Cellular component (GO): cytoplasm
Molecular function (GO): glutathione specific gamma-glutamylcyclotransferase activity; gamma-glutamylcyclotransferase activity
Source: RefSeq, a predicted model, not a curated record